AAAACAUUAUAUUUUAGAGGUUUUUAAUAAUGAUCAACUCAGUUAGAUAAAGAGAGAAUAGAAAAUGUUCUUAAGUUAGUAAAUCUUUAAAUUUCAGUCUUCCAAAAAGAUCAUCAUCAUAAAUAAAGUAAUAAAUAUAUUUUAUAUGACAGAAUCCAUCAUUUACCUAGUAUCUCUAAUAAUUCAACAUUUUGUAGUAAUUCAAAUACAAAUAGUCCUCCAUAAAGUUGCUCCUAAUUAGAGGAUGAUUGUUUUGAUAGUAAAUUACUUAUUUAAUUAGUAGUUUCAAUUGUUUCUAAAAAUACAUCUUAAGAUCCAUUAAAUUACUUUAAUUAUGAUGACUUUGAUUCUUUACUUCCUAUUGUUAUUAAUGGAGUUAAAAUAUUAAAACUUGAUUGGAAUUACUUUUCAGCUUCUCCAAACAUGUUAUCCCCUUGGAAAGCACAUUGUUUUUGGACUGUUGGAUACACUUUUGAUAUUAAUAUGAGAAAAAUGAAAAAGUCUUAAAAUAUCAAAUAUCGAUUAAUUAUACAAAGUUGGUGUUGUCUCAAUAAUAAAUCUUGGGUUAAAAAUAAAUGGGAUCGAUUGUUAGAACAUGAAACUGGACAUUAUUUAAUUGGAUGUCUUUGUGCUUUAGAAUUUAAAUAAAAGUAAAUAUGUAUCAUAAUUUUAGAGCUGAUAAAUUUAAAUAUACUAAAAAUUACAGAAUGGAAUGUACUAAAUUGUUUCAAGAAAUCUUCUAAUUUUAUCUUCAAAUGGAAAAACAAUAUGAUGAAGAAACUAAUCAUAGUUAGAAUGUCUCAAAACAAAAGGAGUGGAAUUAAUUCAUCAAGUCAGAACUUUAAAAAUAUUGAUCAUUUUAUAAAUCUAUCUCAUUA
Molecule: messenger RNA, 878 nt
Organism: Paramecium sonneborni
Lineage: Eukaryota; Ciliophora; Oligohymenophorea; Peniculida; Parameciidae
Source: the annotation of a GenBank genome assembly